CCCCUCCUCCCCCAGUUGAAUUCCAGGACCAGGUGGGUGUGUGAUUGUUGAGAGGGAGGGAGGAGGAGGCUGGUUUUGUUGAGGUGCACCUGAAUCCUGUUAGACUAGUUCCAGCAGGAAAAGGAAGUCUGCACUCGACCUGAGAGGGAAAGUAAGAAAGGGGCCAGCUUCCAUCAACAAACAGCGUCAGCCACACUGCACAAGAAAUGGGGUCUGAGGGAGAGAGCUACUUUGGAAAGCAUGGAGAACCACAGAAAUAUGACCCAACGUUUAAAGGUCCAAUCCACAACAGGGGCUGCACGGACAUUGUCUGCUGUAUUCUCUUCAUUGUCGCAAUCAUUGGAUACUUUAUUGUGGGGAUUGUGGCCUGGUCUCACGGAGACCCGAGGAAAGUGAUCUAUCCCACUGACAGCAGGGGGCAGUUCUGUGGGCAGGCUGGCACCGAACUCGAGAAGACUCCCUUCCUGUUUUACUUCAACAUCAUGAAGUGUGCCAGCCCCCUGGUGCUGCUGGAGUUCCAGUGCCCCACGACCCAGAUCUGUGUGGAGAAGUGCCCGGAUAAAUUCAUGACGUUAUUGAAGGCGUUUGCCAAUCCCUCAGACAUGGACUAUUACAAGAAGUUCUGUAAGCCUGAGUUUGCUGGCAUGACCAAACUGAGUGCUCCGGAGGUUCUUCGAGAUGGAUACUGUCCAGCCAUGCUGAUUCCCAGCAGACCAUUCACACGCCGCUGUUUCCCGGCUCUCCGGGCUAAGAAAGGCGUGAUCACCGUCAAUAACCACACCACGUUCGACGACGGGAUGGGGGAGAGACGCAACGUUACAGAUCUGCUCGAGGGGGCCAAGAAAGCCAACGUGGUGCUAGAGGCCCGUCAGGUAGCCAUGAAGAUAUUUGAAGACUACACUGUGUCCUGGCACUGGAUUCUCCUUGGCCUGGUCAUCGCCAUGGUGAUCAGUCUGAUCUUCGUCGUGCUCCUGCGCUUCCUGGCUGGAAUUAUGGUCUGGGUGAUGAUCGUGCUGGUCCUCUUGGUCCUGGGUUAUGGGAUAUUCCACUGUUACAUGGAGUACGCUGCUCUGAAACAAACCCCUGGGGCUGACGUCAGCAUCAGAGAGCUGGGCCUGCUGACCGACUUCACUGUGUACCUGCAGCUGAGACAAACCUGGCUGGCUUUCAUGAUUAUCUUGUGUAUCAUUGAGGUCGUCAUCAUCCUGCUUCUGAUUUUCCUUCGCAAACGGAUUGUCAUCGCCAUAGCCCUGAUCAAGGAGGCCAGCAGGGCGGUCGGUCACGUCAUGUGCUCCCUGAUCUAUCCCCUGUUGACCUUUGCCCUCCUGGCUCUCGUCAUCGCCUACUGGGCCAUCACCGCGGUCUUCUUAUCCACCUCCAACGAGCCUGUUUACAAAGUGUUUCCAAACAACACGAACAACGAGUCAUCGUGCAUCUACUCCAGAAAAACAUGCGACCCACAGACUUUCAACACCACCAACAUGACGAAGGCGUGCCCGGAUGCGAAGUGCUUGUUUGCGUUCUACGGCGGCGAGACGUACUACCACAAGUACCUCAUCUUCUUCCAGUUCUACAACGUCUUCCUCUUCUUCUGGUGCGCCAACUUCGUGACGGCCCUGGGGCAGGUGACGCUGGCAGGAGCCUUCGCCUCCUUCUACUGGGCCUUCAAGAAACCCGACGACAUGCCCGCUUUCCCCAUCUUCACCUCGCUCGGCCGGGCGCUCAGGUACCACACGGGGUCGCUGGCGUUCGGAUCGCUCAUCCUGUCUAUUGUGCAGGUCAUCAGAGUCCUGCUGGAAUACCUGGACCACAAACUCAAAGGUCACCAGAACAAGUUCACCAAGUUCCUGCUGUGUUGUUUGAAGUGCUGUUUCUGGUGCCUGGAAAAGUUCAUCAAGUUCCUGAACAGAAACGCCUACAUCAUGAUCGCAAUCUAUGGAAAAAACUUCUGCACCUCUGCUAGGAACGCCUUCUUCCUCCUCAUGAGAAAUAUCGUUAGGGUUGCGGUUCUGAACAAAGUAACAGAAUUCCUGCUCUUCUUGGGGAAGCUUCUUAUCGUCGGAAGUGUUGGGAUCCUGUCUUUCUUCUUCUUUUCAGGGAGAAUAAAACCCAUUGAGGACACCGCCCCAACACUCAACUACUACUGGGUCCCUAUACUGACGGUGGUGAUCGGGUCGUACUUCAUCGCUCACGGCUUCUUCAGUGUCUACGGCAUGUGUGUGGACACGCUGUUCCUGUGUUUCUGCGAGGACCUGGAGAGGAACGAUGGCUCCGAAGAAAAACCGUACUACAUGUCCAUGGAGCUCCAUGACAUCCUGUCUAAGAGCCACGUCCUGGAGACUGAGGACAAGAGUACAGAAACCCAGGAGUAGCGAGGAUAGGGAAAGAGAUAGGGAAUGCAGUGCUGCCCCCUAGAGGACUGGUGGUGUAUAGAGGUCUAUAGGAAAGAGAACUCCACUCAACACUGCAGAGCUGUAUAGAGGUCUAUAGGAAAGAGAACUCAACACUGCAGAGCUGUAUAGAGGUCUAUAGGAGAGAGAUCUCCACUCCACACAGUUCAUCUCUAGUCAAGUUUACAGAACUGCACUGCAGAUGUUUCAGAAACACAACCGGUGCUGGAUUUGCCCUCAUGUAACAUUUCCGUGAAUCUCUGUAUAAGAGACUGAAUCUCUGCGAGGUGAUGCUGCUGUACAGUAACUGCGUGUUUAAAACACUCUGGCUCCACUGCCUCUCUUGCCUAUUACGAUGCUAACCCACUGACUGCUGUUUGUGUAAAGUGGCAAAAUAGUUGUCUGAUGUAGUCUGCUUUCAACAUUUAAGUGUAAUGCAGAGAUUAAUCAUGCCGGAGGGGAUUUUAACUAGUGUUCUGUUGUUUGACAAGAUAUUUGAACGCUUAGUUGGUCUCUAGUGACUUUCUUACCCUAUAUUGUGUAUUCAUAAUUAUGAUGAAGGACUGUUAUCUCCCAGUGUAUCCUGGGUUUCUCCUUGCUGCAGUGCCACAGUGCCAUCUACUGGUCGGAAUUUACUGUACCGCCAGAUCUGUGCGAUUCGUAACCACACCCCAAACCCCAUUACUUUGUUGGCUCUUUGUACCUUAAGUGGUCAUUGGGAUUACUGUAGAUUGAAAUCCCAGUUCUUUAGAUCAUGUAAAGAGCCCGUGUUUCUCUUGACAUGUGAGUGAAGGAUUGCACUGCAGAUCAGCACUGUAUACUUAUUUAUAGUGUAGAAAACGGCUUCAAAUCUCAAACAGGACUUCCCCUAGCGUGAGCUGUCAGGAUGAGAAUUAAAGGAUCUGUCUGUACACGGACCUGUGCUGUAAUGUGCCUAAUAUGUAUUGUAUCAAUUUGUAUCCAGUCACUGUAUUAAUGUGUGCGAAGAUAGUACUGCCACUGCUUUCAUUGUAAUAACACUAUAAUGAGGGAUCUGUCCUUUUUUAAAUGUUUUACAAGCGGCUCUGGGUUUCUCCAGCAGUGAAUUAUUAUAAUUUCUCUAAAUGUGUCUAAAGCUUGUCUGGAGAAUCCUAAAUGCCGGGACUGAACAGCCUUCCUCGGUCCAUUAAAAUCAUGCGACCUGUCAGCUGUCAGUCCCUCCCACUGUGUCUGUAUCUCUGGAGCAGGUGGGGCUGGCAGAGUUGUCACAUGAUUUAAAUUGAAUGAGGCAGGCUGUUCGGUCCCGGCAUUCAGGAUUCUCCAGACAAACAUAUUAAAGCCAAGUAAAAUCAAUUUGAUAUCAUUAUUAGAACUCAAUAUUGGAGCAUCAUAACCCAGAACCACUCGGAACAAAAUUAAUGAACCCCUUGAGGUACACAAGGAAUCGAGCGCACGUUCAAAUGGUUUCUUCUUGAAAUCCAUUUGAGAGCGACUCGAGCAUCGCAAGGAGGACACUGACCGUGUGGAUGACCAGAUCCAUCCUGUCAGUACAUUUUAAACUCUGUUUCGUGCUCCUUGUACCUUUUUUUAAGGGUUUUAAAAACAAUUAAAUACACUUUUAAAUGGGCAACUUUAAGCAGCGGUCAAUGUGGUUUUGUCCACGGUCUUCGGUCAACGAAAUAAAAAAAACCCAAAUGCCUUGCUGGGAAUCCAGA
Acipenser ruthenus (sterlet) is the source of this 4084-nucleotide messenger RNA. RefSeq names its product choline transporter-like protein 2. The transcript has 22 exons. The coding region runs from base 207 to 2372 and encodes 721 amino acids. Gene Ontology annotation, biological process: choline transport; transmembrane transport. Gene Ontology annotation, molecular function: choline transmembrane transporter activity. Gene Ontology annotation, cellular component: membrane. The record is from RefSeq and is a predicted model, not a curated record. NCBI's taxonomy places the organism in Eukaryota, Metazoa, Chordata, Actinopteri, Acipenseriformes, Acipenseridae.